Molecule: messenger RNA, 2691 nt
Organism: Cladocopium goreaui
Lineage: Eukaryota; Dinophyceae; Suessiales; Symbiodiniaceae
Source: the annotation of a GenBank genome assembly
AUGACUGAUGGUUUGGAUGAUGUGAUCGAGCUGAAUGUGGGAGUUGUCAUGUCGACUGCCUUAGUUGUGGCUUUGCUCCUCAACCUCUUCCAUGUGGGUCUUGGUUUCCGCACAGAAGUGGUGGCCAACAUGUCCACGGCCAAGCCGGACUGCGCGGCGUGGUAUGAUGUCCUUCCGGGCAAAUUCAAGGCCAAGUUCGGAUGGACCAGCAGCGACCGAAAGGACUACCUCAGCAAGACGCCCGACCCCUGCGCAGAGGCGGGCUUGGAAUGCUGCGGUGGUCAGUGCGCUUUGCCCGGCUGCGAGACGGACGUGGAGUGUUUGCAGUGCAAGGCCUUGAUGGCUGGCAGCAGCAUCCCAUCUGAGGUGCAGAAGGAGAUCUGUGAGGAUCCUAAGUUUUGCAGCAACAUGUUCUCCAACAAUUGCGCCUACUUGGCCGGCGAGUGCACCCGCAAAAAGCAGAGCUGCGACGCCUGCACUAAGUCCUACAAGGACAGUGCUCCUCAUGUGGCCAAAGCGUCGUGUGAAAACACGGACCUCUGCUACCUCCCGCAGAUCGGAACCUACAAGGAGGGUGGCUGCAAGUGGAACGGUGACCAAAAGAGGUGUGAGAGAGGUCAGCACAUGAGCACGACCCGUGCUGUGCUGUGCUGCGCCCCGCACUCGAUGCUGGCAGGAAUGUUCAGUGGCAACUUCGAUGCGAGUCACAAGCGUGACAAGGAGAAUCGGAUAUUCCUGGACGUUGAUCCGCCCAUGUUUGAAAAGGUGCUACGGCAUCUGCGGCUGCGCCGUAUCGCCAGUCCAGACCAGCCGGCGCCGCUGCCGCAGGUACCAGAGGAGCUUCGUGCGGAGUGGGACAUGAUGAUCAAAUACUUUGGCCUCGACGUCUAUAUGUACGGCGACAUGGGUCGGAGUUGCAAUAUCUUACAGAGGAUUGCGGAGAUGAACGAGGUGGAUCAAGCCAAGCUGCAGGAGAACGACCUGGUGCGCAUCACUUUGAGCUCCACGGGUGGUGUGCCCUCCUCCAGCCAUCAGGAGGUGCAGGUGGCGCCGCCCAUGCUUCGUGCUGUUUGGGAGCCACCGCGGCUGGACGCCCAGAAGCUGAAGGCGUGUGCUCCGAAGCCUCUGGAGGCAGGUCAGUUGAAGGCUCUGAUCGCAGAGGCCAAGCACCCAAAGUCGAAGCCUCGCAAGAAGUACACCUGGCGCAAUUCACCUGAGAGGCCAGGCCUGUGGCGCUGUUGUGAGUGUGAGCAGUGGCUUCCAGCAACGGCUUUCCACGUUCAAAAAAGGCGCGGCAUGCAGUUUCCGCAGACAUAUUGCAAGGAAUGCGGCAAUGAGAAACGUAGGUUGCACCAUCGCACGUUGCGGGGGUGUUUGCUUCAUUUUCUCCAGAGUGCCAGACUUAGAGCCAAAGAGAAGCCGUGGAAUGUGACCCUGACCUUCGAAGACCUUCUCGAGAUGGUGGAGCAGCAGAACUGUAGGUGUGCCUACUCGGGCGUGCCAAUGGAGAUGCUUGUACCAAACAGUCAUUGGAGAAUGUCCUUGGAAAGGCUCAACAACAGUGAAGGGUAUUCCCGUGAGAAUUGUGUGCUAAUUGCGUGUGAGUUCAACACUGGGGAUUGUAGCCGACACAGGGGCGUUGAUGCCAAGACAGUUGAGGGAAGCGGGCAGUGGUCGCUGCAGAAGGUCCGGGCUGUUUUCCAGUUGAGACAUCAGCCCUUAGACAGUGAAUCGUUGGCAAAGGACAUCACUGAAGCCCGGCUCGGACGCAGACUUGAGAAGAGACACUUAUUUCAGCACAGGCAACGAGACGAAAGGGCAAUCAUGGCAAGCCGAAUCUAUUGUUCGGCGUGUGAUAUGUUUCUUGCUCCUGGCAAUUUCACUCCAUCCCAGCUGUCACAUGGAAAGUACUGCACGGCGUGCUGGCGGAGAUAUAGUCGAGCACGGCGCUCCACGUUGAGGGGUCAUAUGCAGAAGUGCUUGGGUGACGCAAAGUCUUCGGCAAAGAAAAGGGGCCAGGAAUUCUCCCUCACCCUCUCCCAAGUUCUUGACAUGCUAGAGCACCAGUGUGGCCGCUGCUUCUAUUCGGGUGUUCCUUUGGAGUACAAGCGAAUCCACGCUCCUUGGCGUUUGUCGAUAGAGCGCCUGAACAACUCAAUUGGAUACACUGUGGAAAACUGUGUGUUGAUUGCAAUCGAAUUCAACACCUCUGAUCAAAGCCGCAACAAUGCAGUGACUGAAGUGUUUGGAACUGCGCAAUGGUCUAGGGAAAAGGUUGAACAUGCUUGGGGCGACAAAGGCUGGGCAUCCCAAGGUGCCUUGCUGACCCUGGCUUGCAAAGAGGUGCUGGGCGCCUCGGGCUUCUCGGAGCGGUCGCUGGAGAACAGCUACGGCGCCUAUCCGAAUAGCAUCACCAUCAAGUUCCUGAAACAUCGGGUGAAGGUGGAAGCCAUGGAGUUGCGCGCAAAGAUCGCAGAUGUGCUGGCGCACAUGUCCAACAAGUGGACCUUCAAACAUGGCCAGGAGUCGGUCAACAUGUCGUACUCCUUUUCCCGCUCCGAGCCCGGAACCGGCCGUCUUGAUACGCCGGGUCUGGGCCAAGCCUUUGUGGAUGAGGUGGUCUGGCUCUUUCCAAGAGACUUCUGCUUGGAGCACAUCGUGCUGUGGGGUCACGUCAUCGAAAAGACCUGA